GCGGCCGAGGCACCGGGCCUUUCCUGGCUGGCCCCUCCGGGCUCGGGCUGCAGCGGCGUGCCUCCUCCCUGGAGGGCCGCAUUCUUGGGUGGCGCUGUGAUGAUUUAAGGAUCACAGUGCAGCUAUGGAUAGCGAACCAAACUCUGGAACCUCUUCAGUGUCAACGACAGCCAGUAGCACUACCACCACCACUAUUACCACUUCCUCCUCUCGAAUGCAGCAACCGCAGAUCUCUGUCUACAGUGGUUCAGACCGACAUGCUGUUCAGGUAAUUCAACAGGCAUUGCAUCGCCCCCCCAGCUCGGCUGCUCAGUACCUCCAGCAGAUGUACGCGGCUCAGCAACAGCACUUGAUGCUGCACACGGCUGCUCUUCAGCAGCAGCAUCUCAGCAGCUCCCAGCUCCAGAGCCUCGCUGCUGUCCAGGCAAGCUUGUCCAGUGGAAGGCCAGCUACAUCCCCGACAGGAAGUGUCACACAGCAGUCAAGUAUGUCCCAGACAUCUAUCAACCUCUCCACUUCUCCUACACCUGCUCAGUUGAUGAGUCGCUCCCAGGCUUCCAGUUCCACCAGUGGCAGUAUUACCCAACAGACUAUGUUACUAGGGAGUACCUCUCCUACCUUGACUGCCAGCCAAGCUCAAAUGUAUCUCCGAGCUCAGAUGCUGAUUUUCACACCCGCUACCACUGUGGCUGCUGUGCAGUCUGACAUUCCUGUUGUCUCGUCGUCAUCGUCACCCUCCUGUCAGUCUGCAGCUGCUCAGGUUCAGAAUUUAACAUUACGCAGCCAGAAGUUGGGUGUCUUAUCUAGCUCACAGAAUGGCCCACCAAAAAGCACUGGUCAAACUCAAUCAUUGACAAUUUGUCAUAAUAAAACAACAGUGACCAGUUCUAAAAUCAGCCAACGAGACCCUUCUCCAGAGAGCAAGAAGGGAGGAAGCCCAAGCCUGGAAUCUCGAAGCACAGCGGUCACUCGGACUUCAAGCAUUCACCAGUUAAUAGCACCAGCUUCAUAUUCUCCAAUUCAGCCUCAUUCUCUAAUCAAACAUCAACAGAUUCCUCUUCAUUCACCACCUCCUAAGGUUUCCCAUCAUCAGCUGAUUUUACAACAGCAACAACAGCAGAUUCAGCCAAUCACCCUUCAGAGUCCAACUCAAGAUCCGCCCCCAUCCCAGCACUGUAUCCCGCUUCCAAACCAUGGCCUUUCUCCAGCUCCUAGUAAUGCCCAGUCACAGCAUUGCUCACCAAUUCAGAGCCAUCCCCCUCCUUUAACUGUGUCUCCUAAUCAGGCACAGUCGGCACAGCAGUCUGUAGUGGUGUCUCCUCCUCCACCUCAUUCCCCAAGUCAGUCUCCUACUAUAAUUAUCCAUCCACAAGCACUUAUCCAGCCACACCCUCUUGUGUCUUCAGCUCUUCAAACAGGGCCAAAUUUGCAGCAGGCUACUGCUGAUCAGGUACAACCCACAGCACAGCUGAAUCUUCCAUCCCAUCUUCCACUUGCAGCAUCCCCUGUUGUACACAUUGGCCCAGUCCAACAGUCUGCCUUGGUGUCCCCUGCUCAGCAGAUUGUGUCUCCAACAUCACACCAGCAAUACUCAGCCCUGCAGUCAUCUCCAAUUCCAAUCGCAACCCCUCCACAGAUGUCGACAUCUCCUCCAGCUCAGAUCCCACCACUGCCCUUGCAGUCUAUGCAGUCUUUACAAGUGCAGCCUGAAAUUCUAUCCCAGGGCCAGGUUUUGGUGCAGAAUGCUUUGGUGUCAGAAGAAGAGCUACCUGCUGCAGAAGCUCUGGUCCAGUUGCCAUUUCAGACUCUUCCUCCUCCACAGACUGUUGCGGUAAAUCUCCAAGUACAGCCACCAGCACCUGUUGAUCCACCAGUGGGAAUGCAUUUGAACCAGUGUCAUCUGCACAAAGUUUUUUCUCUUAAGGUUUAUCAAGUAGAAGAUGUGUGUGAGGAAGAAAUGGCAGAGGAGCCAGAUGAGUGUGCGAGGAUGGACAGAACACCACCACCACCCACCUUGUCUCCAGCAGCCGUAACUGUGGGCCGGGGAGAGGACCUGACAUCUGAACAUCCUCUGUUAGAGCAAGUGGAGUUGCCUGCUGUGGCCUCAGUCAGUGCUUCAGUGAUUAAGUCUCCCUCAGAUCCUGCCCAUGGCUGUGUUCCUCCACCACCACUCCUAAUUCCAGCUGCUGCCACGAGGGGCAAUAGCACAUCUAUGGCCAGCAGCGCUCCCAGCCUAGAAAACAAACCUCCACAGGCUAUUGUCAAACCACAGAUCCUGACUCAUGUUAUUGAAGGCUUUGUGAUUCAGGAGGGAUUGGAGCCAUUUCCUGUGAGUCGCUCAUCUUUGCUGAUAGACCAACCUGUGAAAAAGAGGCCUCUUUUGGAUAAUCAGGUGGUGAAUUCUGUGUGUGUUCAGCCAGAACUACAGAAUAACACAAAGCAUGCAGAUAAUUCAUCUGACACUGAGAUGGAAGACAUGAUUGCUGAAGAGACAUUAGAAGAAAUGGAUAGUGAAUUGCUUAAGUGUGAAUUCUGUGGAAAAAUGGGAUAUCCUAAUGAAUUUUUACGGUCAAAACGAUUCUGUACCAUGUCAUGUGCCAAAAGGUACAAUGUUAGCUGUUCUAAAAAAUUUGCACUUAGUCGUUGGAAUCGUAAGCCUGAUAAUCAAAGUCUUGGGCAUCGGGGCCGUCGUCCAAGUGGCCCUGAAGGAACAGCAAGAGAACAUAUCCUUAGGCAGGUCUGUAGAAAGCUUGCUUCAAUGUACAAUGUCCUUUUCAGAAAUGCAAGGGAAGUGCAAUGCUGUAUUUUACUUUACUGCAUUUUCCAGCUUCCAAUUACUUAUCCAUCUGCAGAAGAAGACUUGGCUUCUCAUGAGGAUUCUGUGCCUUCUGCCAUGACAACUCGUCUGCGCAGGCAGAGUGAGCGGGAAAGAGAACGCGAGCUGCGUGAUGUGAGGAUGAGGAAAAUGCCUGAGAACAGUGACUUGCUUCCAGUUUCACAGACAGAGCCCUCUAUAUGGACAGUCGAUGAUGUCUGGGCCUUCAUCCAUUCUUUGCCUGGCUGCCAGGAUGUUGCAGAUGAGUUCAGGGCACAAGAGAUUGAUGGACAGGCCCUGCUCUUGCUAAAAGAAGACCAUCUCAUGAGUGCAAUGAACAUCAAGCUGGGCCCAGCCCUGAAGAUUUGUGCACGCAUCAACUCUCUGAAGGACUCUUAACAGGAACUCAGGACGUUGAUGUAAUAUCAGUUUUAUCCCUCUUAAUGGUAAUGGUAAAGCCUCAUUUGGCUGAGAAUAUCAGACUGAUGAUGGAAGGCCAAGCACUUUGGGACCGCCACUUGCAGUGCCGACAUUUCUCUUCAGAUACCCUAACUCAUCAUACAUUUUCAUAAUUAGCCAACAUUGGUAAAGUUAAUUUUACCAGUUACAUACAACACUGAAAGACUUGUUACAGAGGCCCAUAUUUUUCAAAGAAACAUGUUAUACUAGAUAAUUUUUUAAAGGUAAUGUUUAUCAUUAGUAUAAAAGAAGCCUUUUAAAAAUAAUUGAUUUACACCCCCCCUCCUUUGAUUCUGUUUUCUUAUACAUUUUUCUACCCUGUUAGUUUUCCAAAGGUUAUCAUAGAGUUAUAAGGUAAUUUAGGAGCCCAUUGACAGAAUCGAAUGCAAUGAAGUAUCAGUAUGUUUAAAAAACAUAUCUUCCUGACAAAUGCUUUGUCUUUAAAACAGGAUUGUGUUCUUGCAUAAGCAGUAUUUAUGGAGGUCACAAAUGUCUGUAUUCUAGACUUCACCCAGAUCGGCAUGACUGACAGUUUUCCUCUUGGUUUUGUACAUUAAGAGCAAUAGUUCUCAGUGGAGAGGUCUCUUUUUGUCCUCCAGGGGGCAUUUGGCAAUCUCUAGACACAUUCUGGUUACCACAGCCUGUGGCUGUUACAGGAAUCGAGGAGGUGGUAGUGGCAGCCAGAGGUGUUGCUGAAAGCUCUUCAGUGCACAGGACUAUUACCAAGAGUGACCUGUUAGAGAUGCCAGUAGUGCCAAGGUUCAGAAGCUGGUGCGCAAGGAGUGCCGCGUGUUGGUCUUUUUCACGUGCAGGGAGCAUACUUUAAAGAUAAGGUCUGAUAAGGAGUACCUGUAUAGCGAAGUAUUAUUCAGAUGGCAUUAAUGUUCUGCUGAAGUAUUUUUUUUUUUUUUUACACUUUAACUGUAUACUAGAAAAGGGAAGAAAAUCCGUAAAACUGGUCUACAAGAUUAGCGUAAUUUACAGAACAUGUGACUGAUGGGUGUACGGCACUGGUCACCUUUUCCUGACUGUUGCCCUGUACUGGUGAGUCAUGCCUGGGAGGGUUGGCAGUGGGGUGUGACCCGUCCGUGUGCUCUCGGAGCGACCCUGCCUGGAUUCUUCCCAUAAAGCAUUGAAAGUGAUUUCUCUUAAUCGAGUGUUCACUCAGCAGUUAUUUUUUGUAGAGUUAGGAUGUUAAGACAGAAAUUUCUGUGGGUGCUCUGAGAGCCUUAAGUGCUGGGCAUCAGAAGAUCUUUACUACAUCAUCGAGAAAUCUCAACAGUUAAAGGAGCGGCUCACAAAUCCUGGCCACAGACGUAAGAGACAGCAGAGUCUAAGCUUACUCAUCUUCACUGCUUUUUCCAGAGACUCUGUUGAGCCAGUAGAAGACUAACAGAUGUCACAAAGGUAUCACAAAUAUUUAUCUUUUGUGUUUGUGUACAUUAGAAAAUGUUGGUUAUUUUUAUACAAAAAUAUAGUGGGUAAUUUUUUUAAUCUUUAGAUGCCUCUUGUUUGAAUGUAUGCUUUGUGGGACUGUUAACGUAGUAGUUGAAGAGGUGUUCACUGUAGUCCUGUGUAGACUCAGAAUGUGAAAGUAGCAGGAGGCUCAUGUUUCAAACCUACAGUAGUAUAGUCUCUGUUACAUAUUUCUUUGCAUCACAUUUUGUUAUUAACGUUUCUAGAAAGGUAGGUACUCUCCAGUCCAUCUCAUUUAUUAGUAGUAAUGAGUCGUCAUGGGAGUUGUCAUAGAUUUUCCCCUCAUCCUCCUAAACAUAGACUAAGCAGCACUCAGAGAUUGCUACUAUAUGAAGGAGGCACAAAGGUAGAUUUCCUCUGGAAUUAAAACUGGAUUGUAGUAAUCCACAGUUAAUACAGAGUUGAUUGUCCAGUAUAGACCUCCAGCAAUAAUGCUUCCCCUCUUGCAAAUGCUUAUAUAUAUAACAUUUAAGGUAUUAACUCUACAGUUCUACUAGAACCAGCCCACUGUGUGCUUAUGAGAAGCCCCUGGGCCUAGCACUGCCUUUAAGUAUCCCUAAGCAGCGUACAAGAAGAGUUUCUGCUGGAGAAUGCCUUCUUGUCCUUAAUCUUAGAUGUAGUCCAGAUCUUCUGUUGUCCGCACUUAAAUUCAACAAGAAAAUACACUUUUUUCCCCUAUAAGUGGGUUGUUUUAUUAAGAAAUGGCUUAUUUGCUGUCAUUUGGUAGUUCUCCCAUUGCUGCAGGUAUUUCUUUAAUUUAAUCAUCCUAAUUUGAAAGCUUUAAUAAUAUGUAUGUCCCUCUCUCUCCUGAGCACUAGACUGUUCAGUAGGACAUAGAUAGGAAGAAUGCCAGUUUCAUUCCCUGUUGUAUUACUAAGUGCUUUAAGAACUUUCCUGGAGGAAAAAAAAAAUGACAAGCAGAGGGGAAUAUGGGUUCAUCCUAUUUUUGCUACUCGAGUUUGCAUUUCCUUACUUUAAACCCCUUUCCACCAUGGGACAUACCUUUCACAUUUUAUUUGUUUUAAGUUCUAUGUUCUUAGGGAAACAAACAGCUGGGUUGUAAAAGUUACUUUAUAUGACAGUACUUACAAGCUUUGUGUAGACGUGUGCAGGGCACAGCUACACAGCUUCAUUAUAAAUCAGCACAGCAGAGGAAUGCUGUCUUCGUGACAGCUUUGAGGGCAGGGAUCUGCGAUGGUUACAUUCACUUCCAUUUGUGUGGAGUUCUAAUUGUGACAUCCAGGUUAAAGCUUCACCUGGGAGGAGAGAUGCAGAAAAGAGAAGAGAGAUGGCGGUGAAUGAGCUAGAUAGAGAGUGGCUAAGAGGCAAGUGGGACUUCCCACUUGUGUUAGUUCCAUUAUUGCAGCAUUGAACACGUUUCUGCACUUUUUGGGUUACCUAAAUAAAUAGAAGUGGGUUUUUUUUGUGUGUGUUUUAGGAAUCCUGCUGCUUUCCUCUUUUUGUUGUUUGUAUUGAACCAUGCUUUUGAAUAAUUUUUUACAUAGUCAAUCUUCAUAUAAUAAGUGCAAAAUUGUUAGUCACAGAUCUGUUUACGAGUCUUGGAUUGACGUCUUGCACAGGACACAGUUUCUUACAAGUUUGUUUAGUCGUGUGCCUCAGAACUCAGAGCCAUGCUUUAAGGGACUCAGUACGAUCCUGAACCAGAGAGGUAGGGAAGAGAUAGAGUCAUGUGAUUUUAGGCUUUGAUUUCAUGUGUAUGUGUGAUUUUAGAAUAAAUUAUUACUGAUGCAUGUGAAUGAAGCUGAUCUUGCAGCUGCUGUCAUUGUGUGAACUCUGACUGGUAAUACUGUUAACACAUUUCAGACGUGUUUUCAGCCUGAGAGGCUGUAUGUUGCAGUUUGAAGACUUUCAUCCUUUGUGAUGCCGGCAACACUUGCUGCCAACUGGUAUCAUUAGUGGCAUGGAAUGGCUUCACCUCAUUUCCUUCACUAAGCCCCUUUUGCCCCCAAUCCUACCCCAAAUAAGCUGCAUAGAGCUUUCUUAUUAGUUCUUGGCUUGGGGCUGGGUAGUAUCCUGCUUGGAAAUCUUCAGGAUUUUGUAACGGGCUAGACCUUUAUAACCAUACCAGUUGUAUUUCAAUGAAAGGUUUGUCCAUCUAUGCAAAUCAUUUCCUAGGUAUGUUUCUUGUGCACCGUACAUCUAACUGUGUGACUAGUUGGACCUUGGACCCAUUUUUUUUUUUUUUGUGGUUGGGAGCUGACAGGAAGAUGACAUGGCUAGCUAAAUGAAGACAUUUAACAUGAUGGUGGUCAUUAGCAGCUUAGAAAGACCCAUGGUGCUGGGUGGUUGGACUCCCACUGUAGCAAUGUGAAGGUCUUACAGUGUGUUAGUUGUUCUGUUUGCUGGUACUAGGGUCUGCGGUCAGGGCUUCACACUCCACCUCUGAGCUUACAUCCUGUGCUUUCUGCUUGAUUGCCUUUACUAACCUGGAAUUGUGAUCCUCUGGCCUUCUUUCAAGUGCUGGAGUGCAGGUCUGUGCCACCAUGCCAAACCUAGCCCUGGUGGUUUUAAAUGUCAAGAUUUGCCUUUAAUCAAAUGAGUUCUUUCUCUUAUCACCUGACCCUGCUCUGAGGUGAGCUGAUGUUACUGGUACCACUGGUACCCAAGUGAGUAGUCCUGAAUUUCUAAGGAUAACUAGUAAGAGGGGGAAAGAGAGUAUCUGUCAGAACUUAGAAGUUGUUGUGAGUAGACAGAAAUUAGAGGAGUUUCCACAUUGGAUAUCACAGUUGACACAGUCUUCAGGGCACUGUAAGGCAGUUUGUGUCUCAGUCUGAGGAUCAGUGACUGGCUCUUUCCCCUGACUGGGUCCCAGUAAGCACAAGCCUGCCUGUGUUCAUGACAUGAACUGUUUAACUCACAGCCACCAGUAUUGAUAUCUUAUCAGUCCAUUUAGAAUAUUUUGUUUCAUCUCAAAGAUUAGUUUUCAGUUUAGAUGAGUAAAAAUAAGUGUUAGAAAUAGUAAAUAUGUUACUAAUAUUUAAUUUUAACCUAUUGAAUCAUAUAGCUUAAAUUCUCUGUGUUAGAAGAUUAUAAAAUGCAUUACCCUAUAGUUUAUAGUUGAAAUAAAAGCUGUUUCUUCAAUUUAAAAUGUUGAAAGUGACAUUAGCUUUUUUAAAAAGUUACCUAAAAUAUUAAGACCUUAUAAGUUGUGCGUAUUAGUUCUAGAGUUCAAGCUACUUUGAAAUUAUACUAAGAGAAAUUUUUCUUUUUAUUUUUGAAAGUUACAAGGUACCAAUUGAAAAACAGUUACUACCAUCAUGUUCCAGAGUAAAAUAUUAGCAGGUCCUGCCCUCUGUUGUGAAGUGGUCCCAGCUUCCCUAAGUCAGAGUCCCAUGUGUGUCCACACUCUCUGGCAAGUGCCAUCGUUACGGGAAAUUAUUUCCAUGGUGAUUUUAUUUUUUUUCCCUUUUGGUAGCUUGUGGACAUUGUGUUUUAUUUAAAAAUGCAAUUAAAGUAAAAUGUUAGGUACAAAAUGAGAUUCUAACACCUUAUAUUUAGGCAGAGGUCUUUCUGUUGCUUUUCAAGUGUACACCUACUGCUCUCUGUGAUAUUCCUAGUAUUGGGUAUGAAUCUGUAGAAAGAAAAAUUUUAAAGACGGUAUGUAAUGAAUGAAUUUUAAUUUUGAAACAAUCAGUAUAAAUUUAAAACAUGCUAGCAUGGCAUAACUUUAUGAAAUAUAAGAGGGAUGUAUUAAGUCCUUUUAUACUGUCUAAAUCAACACCAGUCGUCAUCUUAGAUGUCAUAGUCCCUAUUGGCUUAAUGGAGUACGUCAGUGUUAACUGCUUUGUGGACUUUUCUCUGACAGUGGUGAAAAGGCGUGGAGAUUACAUCAUUGAAACAAACAGGAACCCACUGUAGAAGGGACGUUUGUAGUCUUGCCUCAAGUAAACUAAAUAUGUACAGUGUUUAAAGUUCAUGUACUUAGUACCUGUGUUAAGUGUUUUGGUAGUACUAAAAAAUGAGCAAAAUUGCUAUUUUUCUUUAGUAGUGAGUAACAUAAAUCCACUAGCUGCAUUGCCCUGCUGAUGGAGAUGAAACACUGUGGCUGUGAGCUUGGGAUUGCUCCAGAUGGCAAAUUAGCUUGGUUUGUAAUCUCAUUUGAAUGUGCAGUGUGAUUCCUGCACUGUUGAUUUUUGGCUUAAGUAAUUACUGAAGAAAUAUCCUCCCCCAGCUCUAAAACUAGUCCUGAGCUCCAUAAUUGGGAUUACCACAGGUGACUGCACCUGUUCAUCCAUUUGUCACUACUGGACACUUCGCUGUGUGCAGCACAUACGACUAAAAAACAAAGUAACAAAUCCAGUCUUCCCAGACAACCUCACUGCUGCUUAAGCAUAUAUGUACUUACUCCCAGUUAAUGCCCUGUUGCCUGGGAACUGGGGUUAUUAACAACCGAGGGGUCCAGUCAUAUCACCCCUCUCAUACUGCACAUCUGUCGACAACAGUGAGAACACCUGCCGUGACCGCUGUGAGGGCUGUGACAGGCAGUGUCAGACUAGUCCUGGGCAUGGCGUGUGGCAGAUGAGAAGCUGAUGUGGAAUCUUAGACAUCUUUAGAUCCAGUAUUGAUAAGAGCAGUUUUCCAAAACAGAAACAUCUGAGAGGAGGCUAGAACAGGCUGCUGCUGUUUCUCCAGUGUUGACUGUGGUGUGUGCUGCUGUCAGUCAGAGGAGGGAUGCACUGCAUCAUGACACACAGGACUGGUAAUAACGCAGGUCCUGCUGCGCUGGCAAGUGUUUGGGGAGUAGAGAUGGAGUCACAAUCAGUUAUAAUUGGGUAAAUUCUCUUGUAACUCUGGGAUUCUGUGAAUCAGGUUGUAAUUUUUUCUUUAAAUACUAAUAUCAUUUGAUGAUACUAACAUUCUUUAUAAAGAUAUAAAAAUAUAUUUUAAAAACUUUUAUGUAUCAUAGCUGUAGCUUUUUAAGAUGGGAAAAUGUCCAAGUAAAGUGUUAGAUGACUAUAUAUAAUGGAUGCAUUCGAACAGAUUUUCUUUUUUUUUUAAGGCAUACUAAUCUAAAUAGCCCAGUAAUCUGGCCUUUAAAUUGUUCUGUGAUGCUGGUUACUCUUAAAGUGUUUUAAGUUCUUUAAAGUAUACCUAAAUCGUAAAAUAUCCCAUGCUAUUUAGAUCUCUGUAGCAUUAACACUGAUUUUGUAGAUGUAUUCUUGGAACUUCAUACUUCAGCCAAGAAUACAGAAAUUGUAAUUUUGUGUGUGAUUUCUCACAUUGAUGGACUGCUAAUCACCUUAUUCAAAAGAUGUGUCUUAUUGUUUUGUUUUGUUUUGUUUUUUCCCAAAAUUGAGACGUUCUUAGAAAGUGCAGGAUUGUGCUAGGAAUGCAGGUUGUGUGUUGCAGACAGUGUGCACAGGAGCGGAUGCUGACAGUAGGAAAGGACUCCAGCCUCUUGAUUCAGGUAGAAUGUUCUCUUUACUGCUUCAGAUUUGUUCCACAGGGGCAAGUUGCUGUGAUUAACUACUUUUUAACCUUUUAAGCACAUUUUAAAAAAAUAAUCUUACUUUUGAUUCUUCCCAUUGUUCUAUAAUCAAAGUUUCAUAAUAAAAUCUCAAAAGAUGAUUCAUCAAGGAAAAAAGCACCACCAACGGGGAAAGAAAAUGUGUUUUAAUCUUAGAGAAAGCAAAUAUUAAGGUUUUAUGGAUGUGUCUUACAUGGGAUGUUGUAUUAAAGUCCUCACAGAAAAUGACAUAGUUGUAGCACCUUAGCAUAGACUUCCUAGACUGGUGUUCAUAGCUACAGUUUUACAAUGUAUAACCUGAAAAUGAAGUUAAUUUUGCAUUAUAAGAGCACACCAUUAUCUAUGUAAAAACUGUUCAUUUGAUGUAUUUUUUUAAGAAAAGAGAAAGCACUUUCAUAUUAAGUCGCAUGUGUAUGAAUUUUAGACUUCCUGUUCGUAUGUCUAUUCAGUGAGUAAAACGGAGCAUCAGAUGUUUGCUGGCGAUGUUAACUGCUAAUGGAAGCACCUUAUACUCUGCUGCUUAAACUUGCUUGGAUUGCACCUUUGUUACCUGCACACUUUCACAUAGAGUAUUGUAACAAGGCUUUGAGUGGGUCUGGGUGGAAGUUAGUGGUGGGCCUACAGGAUAUUUAUGUUGUUUAUAUUACAAUAAUAUAUUGUAGACCAGUUGUAACUUCAGUUCUUUACAAAUAAAAACCUGACUGGUUAUUGUAUUUUUACUUCUUUAAGAUUUUGAGAUAUGGGAACCUUAAUGGAGGGCUGAACUGGUUAUACAUUUCCUAGCAUAUAAUCUACUAAAAGUAUACAUUAAGUUCAAUAUAGCUAAGUAUGUUUUAUUCUCAAGUUAUGGCCAUUGGAAGGCGGAGACAAACAUGGCGAGGAAAGCGUGCACCACGAACUACAAGGCCAGCUGAGCUCAGUGCACCAUCACAGGAGCAUGUCUGCUGCCCUGGGUUCAGUCCCCAGCGUCAAGCGUCACAGAUGAGUAUAUGACUUAAAUCAGGUCAGCCAUUCACCGAGGUUUUAUAUCUGAAAAUAGGAGCCAUAAAUUGGGAUAAUAAAAGCUCAGGUUAUAGGCAGCUGGCAUUUCCUCUGCACUAACAAAUGAAACGUGACAUCCCAGUGAUUGCCUCCUAGUUUAUUUCACCACCUCAUUGUGCUAGCGCUUUUAUUUAGUUUUGGUUUUUUGAAACAAGGCUUCUCUGUGUAGCUUUGGAGCCUGUCCUGGAACUUGCUCUGUAGACCAGGCUGGCCUUGAACUCAAGAGAUUUGCCCACUUCUACUUCCUGAGUGCUUGGAUUAAAGGCAUGUGCCACCAUCACCCAGCCUGUGCCCUUUUUCUUAGAAUGACUCAGGUUAGGUUUGCAUCACAAAGUGUUGUCUGGAAUGUUUGAUUUCUUAAGUAUCAAACGCAGGUCACAAGUACUUGUUAAAACAUCUUGCUUGGUGGGAGAGAGACUAAAAAAUCUCUUGUGGCCCAGGCUGACAUCAAGGUUAUAAGGAUGACCUUGAAUUUCUUGUCUUCCUGCUUACAGCUCCCCAGGUAUUGCAGGCACACACUACUACACUACAGCAUACAUAAACUUUGUGUGUGCUGUAAGCACUCUUCCUAGUGAGUCUAGCCCCAGCCUCUAAGCCACUCAUGUUAGAAAUGCUAGGAGUGGUUCUUGAAACACAUGGUGUUUCUAAAGAGCAGCCAACAUAUCUAUGUAGCUUAAUUCAUAAUAUGAGUUCAGCUUAUUCUGACUUACAUUGCUUCUCUUUAGGGGUUGUUUUCCCAGAAGAUUGGAAGUGAUGAGGAGUUGUGCCCAGGAGGUUUGGGAAUAUGUGAUUGCCACUUCUGGGGAAGGUGUCAUUGGCAUUUAUACAAUGUGUGGAGUUACCCUAAAAGACAGAAUCAUCUAGCCCUAAAUAAGAGUCUGAGGCUUUUUAUAGUCUAUGUUGCUAACAUGAUUAUGAUCUGACAUAAAUGAACAUGCAAUUGGUAUGUUAUGGCAAGAGCUCCUAUGGAUCCCAGUUCCAUAAGCUGAACAGCUGAAACUUUCCAUGAAUAUUUAUAAUAUCUUAGCUAUAUUUAAAACGAGCUA
Molecule: messenger RNA, 12325 nt
Organism: Microtus oregoni (creeping vole)
Lineage: Eukaryota; Metazoa; Chordata; Mammalia; Rodentia; Cricetidae
Gene: Phc3
Product: polyhomeotic homolog 3
Exons: 15
Coding region: 125-3214 (1029 amino acids)
Cellular component (GO): PRC1 complex; nucleus
Molecular function (GO): protein binding; zinc ion binding
Source: RefSeq, a predicted model, not a curated record